This is a messenger RNA of Ziziphus jujuba (common jujube), 2797 nucleotides long. RefSeq lists its product as uncharacterized. The record is from RefSeq and is a predicted model, not a curated record. NCBI's taxonomy places the organism in Eukaryota, Viridiplantae, Streptophyta, Magnoliopsida, Rosales, Rhamnaceae. The coding region runs from base 439 to 2271 and encodes 610 amino acids. The transcript has 7 exons.
UUGUUUUUAGUCUGCUCUAAAUAUUUUACGUUUUUAGAGCCAAAUUAACCAGACAACUCUAAAGCGCGCUCUCUCACUCUCUUCUCUGCAAUUUCAAAAUCCAAUGUCCCCAUUUUCUUAAUAUUACCCACAGAUCUACUAUCAAUUUCUCGCUCAUCUAACCCUAAUCCACCGACCCUUUUAAUCUUUUUUUUUUUUCCCUUAAAAAAUUCAACAAUAAUCUUCCUUUCCUUUUUCAUACUCAUUUGCUUAGCAGAAGCAACAGAAGUAGAAAGAUUGGUUUUUUUUUUUUAUUAGUCCUGCUUAAACCCUUUUCAACUCUCUUUGUUAUUUUUCAUUUUUUUUUCAAUGUAUUUUUGUUCAUAACCGGAUUUAGUGGUUCUUGAAAAGGGGUCAGUGCUAAAAGUUUUGACUUUUGAAUUGGGUUUUGGAAAGAUCAUGGAGAAUCGAUGUCAUUCAGAAAACGUUUCGGACCAGUUUUUAUCGAUGCAAAGGUCGGAUUCGAAGUUGAUCGGUGAGAAGCGGGAAAGUUGUGAAUUUGGACAAGAAAACAACCCAGGUCCUCGUAAGCGAGUUAAAAUGAGAGAUCUUGUAUCCGUGUGCAGUUCUGAAGGGAUUGAUGCCCGUAAUACAAAACCUUUUAAGAACGUAGAAGUUAUUGAUGAAUAUCAAUUUGAUGAUGGAAACAUGUCUCAAGUUACUGAAGUUCCCAUAACAAUGGAUUUAGAUGCUUCUCUGACAGAAAAAACCGGAAAAGAUACAUUUCCGGGACUGGUUAAACCUGUGCCUAGAAGUCUAGAUCUUAACAUGGAAAUGUGCAGUGCCAAAGAUGAGGACCAUGAUGAUAGUAAGGAAUGUUCUGAGAAUUCUGACAAGCUAUCCUUGCUUGGGGAGCAUGAAAUGGAACGCAAUACUAACUGCGCAACAUCUAGAGGCAUUGGGGUGGAUCUCAAUGCAGAAGAUGUUUCAAGUUCGUUGAACAAAGAUCCGUUUUUCCCUUAUAAAAAUAGCAAAUAUUUGAAGCCUAGAGAUGUGUCUGAGUGUGGGAGCUCCACUGGCCCAUUGGAAGAGAAUGAUUCCUUCAGACUUUGGAAGGAGAUGAAGCAAAAUGGUUUCCUCUCGCAUAAUGGUUUCCUAUCGUCUUCACAUGGAGGCAUACCUAUGCCAAAACAACGUGGCAGGAAAAGCAAAAAGGAUGUCCUCAAGAAAAAUAUGGAGCUUGCAAAGAGAGAGCAGGUUGACAGGUUCACGAAGAUUGCUGCUCCAAGUGGCCUGCUUAAUGAAUUGAACCCUGGGAUUAUAAACCAUGUGAGGAAUAGGAAACAGGUCCAUUCCAUAAUAGAGGCCCUUGUAAAAUCUGAAAAGCUUGAAAGUGACCAUGGUGGAAAGAAAGAAACAACCCAUCUGAAAAUUGCUAAAGAAAUUGGAAAACUGAGGGACCUGGAAAACAAAAAUGAUUCUGGUAUGCAGGGUCUCAGUUUCUUACAUGAAGACAGACCUCCAAACAUUUUUUCUGGGGGCAGGCUAACAAAAGUGCACUCUAUGUCUAUUAAUAAGUAUUCUCAGAUUCUGGAGGGCAAAGAUGGAGAAAGUGACCGCACCUCAGUAGAGAGGCUUUCUGGUAAAAGUGGUGCAUCACAAUCCACCCUUGUGAGCGGGGAUGAUACACUAGCAUUGAAGUUGUCAUCAUCAACUAAGGAUGAUGACAAUGAGAGCCCUUUGUCUCAUGAGGAUUCAGCAUCAUAUCUUUCUGUUAAAGCUGCUACCAUUGCUUCUCAAUGGUUGGACCUUUUGCAUCAAGACAUUAAAGGACGUCUUUCAGCAUUACGACGUAGUAAGAAGAGAGUUCGAGCUGUAAUCAAUACGGAAUUGCCUUUUCUGUUAUCAAAGGAAUUCUCUUCUGAUCAGGAGAAUAAUCCUUAUGGUAUGAAAAAUUCAGCUGACGGAUUUUGCAACAGUGCACCUGCAGAAAUGCAUCGGGCAAGGUGGAGCACACUGUUUGAUCAAAUGGAUAAAGCACUUUCCGAUGAAGAGAAACAACUUGAAAGUUGGUUGAACCAAGUAAAAGAAAUGCAAUUGCACUGUGAUCAAGGGCUGCAUCACAUCCACUGGAUCACAGCUUCUGGUAGUCAACAGUUGGGAACAUCUGACAGUGACAUGAGAUCAUGGAAAGCAGAUAGCUCAGACAGAGAAUUAGCUAUCAGGGCUGCUGCAGCUUCCAUUUAUUCAACAUGCAACUUUCUUUUGACAGAAAAUAUAUCCUGUUUCUGAUACCAGUCAAGCUAAUUAUGAUUUCUGCUGAUCAUUUGCCAAACUACUGAUAUACCACAUGGUUAAGGUUUCGCUGAGCCUGUAACAUUAGAAAUGGAGGCGUUUUUUUUUUUUUUUUUCUUUUUUUCCAAAUUUAUUUGACAGCCUUCAUUGCAUUAUCUCACUGUACUAAAUUUCACAUUGUUGAAUUAACAAAUUGUGAGAAAUUCUAUUUUUCUUUUUUCUUCUUUUUAGGUGUAUUGAACUGAGGACAAGUAUUAGCGGUUGAUUCUCUAGUUCUCUUUACCUUUUUUUUCCAUUUUUUUCCCUGGAAAUUAUGAGUACUGUGAAAUAAACCACUCUUGAAGUUUGAAGAAUUAAAGUAUUUUCUCCUUACAUAAUCUUUUACUUUCAGUGAGAAAUUUAUAUCAUUCAUCAUUUCUGUUUCAAAACGUCAGCAUGGUAAGCAUAUACUGUUUUAGGCCGAAUCAAAAUCCAUACUACUGCGAAGGCUGUUGAAUGUUUAUAAAUUAUGAUUAAAUCGAAA